Messenger RNA from Myripristis murdjan (pinecone soldierfish), 5022 nucleotides. RefSeq names its product family with sequence similarity 184 member Ab (gene fam184ab). The coding region runs from base 582 to 4040 and encodes 1152 amino acids. Lineage: Eukaryota; Metazoa; Chordata; Actinopteri; Holocentriformes; Holocentridae. The record is from RefSeq and is a predicted model, not a curated record. The transcript has 22 exons.
CUGAGCCUAUCCUCCACACACACACACUCUCUCUCUCUCUCUCGCAUACACACACACACCUCCAGUCUCUAACUCGCUCACUCACUGGAGCCAGGAUGCACAGAGGAGAGAUCAGCCUGAACGGAUCUGAGUGAGAAAUUUCGGUAACAAGGUGACCGACCCGGAGUCAGCCAGCUGCCCGACAAGCGGCUCCACAGCAGCGGCAGGUGACAACAGACAGUGGCCGUUCACCUAGCUAGCCUCCCUCUGAGCGCUACUAAAAACAGCAACAUCUUUAAGACAAUAUGGUAGUAGUCAGCGUCUUUGGAGCGUAAAAUUACAAAUUAUAUCGUUCGCUGUGUAUUAUUACCAUAACGUACGCAAAAUGAACCUUUCUUUUACCAAACUGCGGGCUAAAAAGGCUUUAUCUUUUUGAUGCGAUUUUUGCUUUGCCACGGAUUUAAGCUAACGCUUGCUUGUGGCAAAAUUCCGACACAGUCCCAGUACCGUCCACAACUCGUUGGGCGUCUCAUUGCCAUUUCCCAGCUUGUGAUUACUGCCCGUAUCUCUCUAGUAAAAGCAUCUGAAGCAUUAUCGUGAAGAUGGCGACUGGGUCGGGUUGGCAGCAGUAUUACAGCCCUGCCGGCCAGGGGAAAUAUACCUCAUCCUCGGCAUCCAGCAUGUCCUUCCAGUCCGGCAUCUCCAUGGAAUAUACCCAGGACCUGCAUCUGAAAAUGAGCAAGAAAAUAGCACAGCUGACAAAGGUUAUCUAUGCACUGAACACGAAAAACGAUGAACACGAAGCAGCCAUCGCCACGCUGAAGGAGGCCCAUGAAGAGGAGGUGCAGCAGAUACUCUCUGAAACCAGGGAGAAGAUCUUACAGUACAAGAGUAAGAUCAGUGAUGAGAUGGACUUGAAGAGGCGGAUCCAGUCGCUGGAGGAGUCCAUGGAGCUCCAUGAGAGGAUGAAGAGACAGGCCUUGGCUGAGUUUGAGAGUUACCGCCAGAGGGUUGAAGACAUGCAGCUCUGCACUGAGGCACAGCACACACAGCGUGUGGUAUCCAUGUCAAGGGAGGUAGAAGAGAUGCGGAGGUCCUUUGAGGAGAAGCUGCGCACAUUCAGCCAGGCCCAGGCCCAGUUUGAGCAGGAGAAGAGGGUUGCUCUGGAGGAGCUGAAGGCCCAACAUAGACAGGAGGUUCAAGAGCUUCUCCGCAGCCAUCAGAGCCAGAAUGCAAACUACAGCAAAGACCAGGAGAAACUGGGGCAGCUUCACAAAGCUGAGGUGGAAUCUCUGACAGAACGGGUAGAGGAGCUCAAACAGGACAAGAAGAGGCUGGUGGAGGAGUAUGAAGCCAAACUCAGCAAGGCUCAGGCUUUCUAUGAGCGCGAACUGGAGGCCAUGAAGAGAACCCAGCAGCUGACCGCCGACAACCUGCUGGCGUGGAAACGCACCGAGGCUGAGCUCCGGCGAGAGUUCCAGACCCAGGAGGCAGCACUCCAGAAAACCCUCGGCAAACUGAGGGCUGAGUUGGCCAGGGUAACGGAUGAAGCCCGGGAAAACCGUGAGAAGUCCCACAAGCUCCAGGCCUCACUCGCCGCAGCUGAGAGUAACAUCAAGGACCUGACCAAGCAGCUGGACGAGGUGACCCAGGACUCUGAGAUCGUGGAGAUUCGUCAGAAGGAAGCCGAGUGUGAACUGGAGGCGGCCAGAGACCGAGUCCAGCAGCAAGCCACUGAAAUCCUGCUCAAAGCCAGUCAGAUAGGCAGCCUGCAGGCCACCCAGAUGACCCAGGAGGCGGCCAUCAGGGACCUGGAGAGCGAGCGCAGCCGGCUGAAAGACAAGGUACUGAGGCUGGAAGAAGAGAGCGGGGCCUUGCAGACCAAGAGCCAGACUGUGGAAGAAAGGCAUAAACAGCAGAUCCACUCCCUGGAGAAGAGCCUGCAGGAGGAGAAGGCAUCCUACGAGAAGGAGAUGAACAACUUGCGGGCCCGAUAUGAAGAGGAGGCUGGCCACAUGAAGGAGAGCCAAGCCCGACUUCUGGAUGAACUGGCCAAGAAACACAGGCUGACACUGGAAAAUGCUCUGAGCAAUGCUGAGAAGGACAAGAACCGCCUGUUGGCCGACCUUGAGCAGCAGUUUGAGAGGGAGCGCUUCACAUUGGAAGAACAGAAGACACUCCUGAAACAGCAAUUGGACGACCUGAGGGAGGAGCUGACCUCCAAACUCAAUGCAGCCAAUGAGGAGACGUGCCGGCUGCAGGAGGAGGUGCGUCAGGGGGAGCAGGGUAUCGGUGCCGCUGAGGGACAAAUCUCAACACUGAAGGAGGCACAGGACAAACUUCUAGAGGAGCUGGAUGCUACCAGAGCCAGACUGAGAGAGACCAGCAACCUACUGACUGCACUGCAGGGAGAGAUGGAGACCCAGAAGCGUCAGCAUGAAGCCAAACUCAUCUCUACCAAAGAGGAGGAGAAACUUAAAAUGGACAAGAUGGCUCUGGAGCUGGAGCUCAAAUGGACCGAAACCCUGAGGCAGGAGUGUAAGAAGCUGCGUGAGGAGCUUAGGGAGGACCAUGAGGAGGACAAGGCCGCGGCGCUGGCUCAGCUGGCCCAGAGCAAGGAGCAGGAACUGGGCAAUGCCAGGGAGAGCUGGCAGAGGAAAGUGGACGACCUGCUAGAACAGAUCUCCCUGCUGAAACAGAGUCUGGAGAUGCAGCUGUCCCAGUCCCAGACGUCGUUGCAACAGCUGCAGCACCAGUUCAGCCAGGAGAGGGAGCACCUGAGGCUGCAGCUGGACGAGCUGCAGACGGAGCACCAGAGGCGACAGCAGCGCCUGCAGGAGGCCCACUGUUGUGCCAUGCAGGACAUGGAGCAUGCCCGGCAGCAUGACCUGAAGGACUUGGAGGAGCGUCUGCGCCACCAGCACCAUGCAGAUUUGCAGUCUCUCAGAGAGGCUCACCGCCAGAGCAUCGAGACGCUCAAACAGCAGUCGGAACAGGAGCUGCAAACACUCCGCUUUGAACUGGAGGACGAGGGCAAAGCCAUGCUGGCCUCUCUGCGAUCAGAGUUGAACCACAUCCACGCGUCAGCCAUCGAGCACCUGAGACAAACCCACCAACAGGAGACAGCUGCUGCCAAGCUGGAGCUGGAGACGGCCCUGGACAACAGCCGGCGACAGGAGCGCGAGUUGUUGGGUCGGAUCUCCGAGCUGCAGGAGGAGGUUUCCAGGAGGAAGAGCCACAUUGCUCAGCUGGACCAUCAGAUCCACACACUCAACGAGAACAUCAGCACCCUGACCAAGGAGCUGGAGCUCAAGGGCAAGGAGGUGCUCAAGAUCCGCAGUGAAGCUAAUCAGCAGAUCAGGGCCCAUGAGCAGGAGCUGACUAAGAAGCAUGAGCGUGAGAUGUCUGAGCUGAGUGCCGUCCACAACAGAGAGACCCAGAAUAUGCUGUCAGACUUCAACAAGGCUCAGGAGGUUCUCAAAGACAAAAUCGCGGCCCUUCAGAUCCUGCUGGAAGGAACAGAGGAGAAGUUCAGGAACAGGGAGAGUCGUCCUGAGGACCUGCAGGUUAUUGCUGAGCUAAAGGACAUGGUGACUGAGAGAGAGGCUCUGGUCAAGAAACUGGUGGAUGAUAAGAAGUUCUACCAGUUGGAACUGGUCAACAGGGAGACCAACUUCAACAAAGUGUUUAAUGCCAGUCCCAACGUAGGAGUCAUUAACCCUCUCAUUAAGCAAAAGAGAAAGAAUGAGAAAACAGCAGCCGGCCGAUUCAGCAGCUCUCCCAACCUCAGGGCUUUGGAGGCAGGAGGCAUGGGCGUGGUGGGCACAGGAAGCGGGCAGCCCUCCCAACUGCCGCAGCCCCCACCCCAGCCCAGCCGUCUAGAGCCCAUCCCCAACUCCCCCCUCCACCACCAUGAGCUCAACUCGAGCAAACCUCUUCCCCCGCCGACCCCUCCCACCGAGCCCAAGAAAUUCAUGAGCCCUCCUGAAACAGAGGACUCCCCCAUCAGCUCCCCGGACCCCCAGCGCCAGGAGUGGUUCGCCCAGUACUUUUCCUUUUGAUUGACCACAAACCUGCAAACACAAGGAUUCAGCAUGUCAACCAAACUGCAAACAAAGAAAAAAAAAAUGAGAAAAAAAAAUAAGAAAAAGUAAAUAAAUAAAUAAAAAAAACUUUGUUAUUUAUUGUCAUUGACAGGUUUGGGGGAUCAAUUCACUUGACGUUCAGUCAACUGAAGCCGCAGUCGAAGCUUUUAAAAUGAGAGCUGAUUCUCCUCGAUCUCUCACAAACGCACAGUGUAAGAAUUUGAUGUCAUUGAUUUUCACUUUCUUAAAAUGGGAUGAUUAUUCACUUCCUACGUUGACUGAAGUGAAACUGAAUUGAAACUUCACCCUGAUCAUCAAACAUCAUCACUCUAAUCUAAUUUUAUCGGUUGAUUAUCUCUGAUUGUUUCACUGUGGAUGAGUUCUUCUCUUAGUACAGUGACAAUGAUCAUCAGUAUGUUUAGUUUUUUUUAUCAUUAUUUUGUUAUUUAUUUUCCAGAUUCUUGAACUUAGAAAAACUGAGUGGUGCGUUAUCAUGCUGCUAAUUACAUUGUUGGAAUACAGUAAGAAAUAUAUAUAUAUAAAUAUAUAUAUAUAUAUAAAGAAAUAUAUAGUAGGUUAUUGUGCUCUUUCUGUACCUGGGCCUGCUUCAUGAGGCAUCGUAGAAUAGUGGGACUGACCUGUGACCCGUUUGUCUCCUGAGUUGUGGGGACAUUUAUAUGGUCAAAUGCCUUGACCCCUGAUCCCAGACCAGCGCUCCUGUGCUCCGGUGCUUCAUGAACACACGCUCUCAUUUUAGGAUGGCACCAUCAUGACAAGUUUGGUACAGCUGCAUAGAAAUUUCAGCAGAUUUUGGUAGAAUAUUAAAACCUGUUUGUAUGGUCGUCUGUCUCAACACAGAUAUAAUGAUGUCUCACCAAUUUUAAAAACAAAAAUAGCAUAUUUUAUAUUUAUAUUAUAAUGUGUAUGCUUAACUAAUAAAUAAUUAUUGUGACAUUUA